AUGGGCGUCGAUCUGACUGGUAUCUCCAAGAAGAGUCGUGUGGUUCGCCACCACACGUACUCAACGAACCCCUACAUCAAGUUGCUGAUCAAGCUGUACAAGUUCCUCGCGAAGCGCACAAGCUCUGGCUUCAACAAGGUUGUGUACCAGCGCCUGAUCAAGAGCCGUAGCAACCGAGCCCCGAUCUCGCUGAGCCGUAUUGCUGUCGUCAUGAAGCGCAAGGCUGUCUUCACCGCAAAGUGCAAGAAGGCCCCGAUUGCCGUCGUGGUCGGCGAUGUGCUGGAUGAUGUGCGCAUGGCCCGUAUCCCCGCGAUGCGCGUCUGCGCCCUGCGCUUUUCCAAGAACGCGCGCCAGAGCAUCGUCGCCGCCGGUGGUGAGUGCCUCACCUUCGACCAGCUCGCCAUGAUUGCUCCGACUGGCAAGAACACGUACCUCAUGCGUGGCCGCAAGUCUGGCCGUGAGUCUGUGCGCCACUUCGGCGCCUCUGGCGUACCUGGCAGCCACUCGAAGCCGUACGCGACCAACCGUGGCAAGGAGACGAAGCGCGGCCGCCGCCCGGGUCAGUCGUACAAGCGCAAGGCCUUCCGUCACGUCUAA
This is a messenger RNA of Leishmania braziliensis MHOM/BR/75/M2904, 597 nucleotides long. Its product is annotated as putative 60S ribosomal protein L18. Gene Ontology annotation, molecular function: structural constituent of ribosome; RNA binding. The transcript has a single exon. Gene Ontology annotation, cellular component: ribosome; cytosolic large ribosomal subunit. Gene Ontology annotation, biological process: translation. The coding region runs from base 1 to 597 and encodes 198 amino acids. The record is from RefSeq and is a predicted model, not a curated record. NCBI's taxonomy places the organism in Eukaryota, Euglenozoa, Kinetoplastea, Trypanosomatida, Trypanosomatidae.